Microbotryum saponariae is the source of this 361-nucleotide messenger RNA. The record is from the annotation of a GenBank genome assembly. NCBI's taxonomy places the organism in Eukaryota, Fungi, Basidiomycota, Microbotryomycetes, Microbotryales, Microbotryaceae.
AUGUCCUCCCUCAAAUCACAAUUAUCCGAGAUCAAACAAGGGCAGAUCCAGAACCUCUCGCAACAACUCGCGACGUUGGCGCAACAGACGGCCAAGUUGGAACACUUGACGGUUGCGACGGCCGAGCAGGCGAGUUAUUUGAGGUUGUUGGGCGCUUACCAUGCGGCUUGGUCAGUCUUGGAAGGGUGGGAAGGGGCUGCCAUUUCGUCGUGAAGGGUCGGGUCGGAGUUGGUUGAUUCUGAUCACGGGCGGCUCUCUCUGAACGGUGGUGUGUAGGUUCAUGAGUGCUGCCAGAAUCAUGACGUCCGAGGACGAUGCAUCGCAAGCACCACCAACACAAACACCGUCGGCCGAAGCAUGA